This is a messenger RNA of Brassica napus (rape), 453 nucleotides long. RefSeq lists its product as uncharacterized. The record is from RefSeq and is a predicted model, not a curated record. NCBI's taxonomy places the organism in Eukaryota, Viridiplantae, Streptophyta, Magnoliopsida, Brassicales, Brassicaceae. The transcript has a single exon. The coding region runs from base 1 to 453 and encodes 150 amino acids.
AUGGGAAAUUCAUUACCUCUCACACUAACUCUGCCUGAGCUCAAGUACCCUAUUGGUUCAGAGCCAAAGGAAAAAAAUGUGUCAAUAAACCAACAUUCAACCUCGAUGUAUAUCUCCAUUGUUGAGAGUAUUCUAACAGCAGAUGAGAUUGAGAGAGUACGAGGGUUUUUGGGACCUGUAAUGAGGCUCAGUGGGAGGAGUGAAAUGAAUUUAUCAGGAAAGACUGUCUACGGUAUUCUCACAAGAAGCAUCGUUACUGUCAAAAAGAAUGAAGCUUGGUUCCAUUUCGCUGGUCAGCCAAUGAAGUUCUCUAUAAGAGAAUUUCAUAUGGUGACCGGUUUGAAAUGUAAUGGUGAAGUAGAAGGACCACGAGGGGAAUAUGAGUGGGACUUGCUAAAGGGGCGUACUCAUAAGUUAAGCGACGUGUUGAACCAGCUCAAAAGACAAGAGUAG